UAUGAUUCAGUCUUGAUUCGAUGACGAAUGAAAAGUGAAACAAACAAACAAACAAAUAAAAAUCCCCAUCAAAUAGAUUGAAAUUUUAUGAUAGCGAUGUGAUGUUGAUCAUCAUUACAUUGGGAGGGGGCGGGGGUGGAAAUUUACAAGAAUGUGAACAGCCAUAUCAUGGUGACUGGAUGAUGAUUACCUGGAGAGGAGCAUGUGUGUCCACAGGAAUAGUUUCAGGCUCUUUUAUCAUUGGUCAUAACGAUGACCUCGAUGUGCAAUUUGACGAAACAGAAAAAAAAAUUGAGAACCAAAGAGAAAGCGACCUAAAAAAAACCUAUCACAUAGUGAUAGUGAUGAUGACAAACAGAAUUUUUUUUUGAUUUCAUUUAGUUUCGAUUUCCGUUGGAGAAUAACUUAAUCAAAAUGAUCCAUUCAAAAUUUUUGUUGUUGUUGUUGUUCAUCAUAUUAAAAAACGGAACUUGAUCGAAUUUGGAUCAAUUUCAAUUUUUUUUUCUUUUUUUUUGUUAUAUCCAUCCAUUUUAACAUCAUCAAACGGUUGAUGUGUAAAUAGGUGAGUCAAAUCUUGUUUUCGUUUUCGCGCUUUUUGUUCACUCAUUGUGUUGUGGAUUUUUACGUUCUUUCAUCAGCGUAACAAAAAUUGUCAGAAUUUCAAUUUUUUUUGCUUGUUUGUUUUGAAAUGGUUAUAAAUAUUGAAGAUAUGGACACAUUAACUGAUAAAGUUGAUCAUCAUGCUGUUCGAAUCAAUGGAGCUAUGAUGAAUAAUUUUCAGAAUUCAUUGGCCAUUAUUAUGGGUUUCGUUCAACGACUUGAAGGUGAAAAUAAACGAAUCGUCAUCAAAACUACUGAUGGUGUAUACGUACAGGUUAUGUUGCUUCAACCGCUCACCUUUAUACUUGAACCGGAACAAUUGAUCGAAGCAUACGGUAUUGUACGUGGUGGUAGUAAAUUUGAAUGUCAAAGUUUUACACAUUUUGAUCGUGAUGAAUCAAAAGAAUUUAAUUGUGAAAUAUAUAAUCAAUUUAUCCAAGUGUGUAUUACACAUAAAAAUCUAUUCUGUACCGAUAAUGCUAUUGCCGAUCAACAACAUUCUGAAUCAUUAUUACAAACAGUAAAUAAUGAUUUUGAUUUCAAAACUGAAAAUGAUCAACAUGAUCAAUCGAUUAAUGAUACUUUUAAUAGCUUUGAAUACUGAUGAUGAUGUGAUGUUGGUGAUGAUGAUGAUUUGUUAAUUUUCAAUUACCAUUCAAUCAUUUA
Molecule: messenger RNA, 1266 nt
Organism: Dermatophagoides farinae (American house dust mite)
Lineage: Eukaryota; Metazoa; Arthropoda; Arachnida; Sarcoptiformes; Pyroglyphidae
Biological process (GO): base-excision repair; nucleotide-excision repair; double-strand break repair via homologous recombination
Cellular component (GO): site of double-strand break; DNA replication factor A complex; nucleus
Molecular function (GO): single-stranded DNA binding; damaged DNA binding
Source: RefSeq, a predicted model, not a curated record